This is a messenger RNA of Lethenteron reissneri (Far Eastern brook lamprey), 4747 nucleotides long. RefSeq lists its product as uncharacterized. The record is from RefSeq and is a predicted model, not a curated record. NCBI's taxonomy places the organism in Eukaryota, Metazoa, Chordata, Hyperoartia, Petromyzontiformes, Petromyzontidae.
GAGGACCUCCUCCCGGUGCCCUCAUCACCCGGCACGGCGGAGCGACGCGCGCAGCGGCGGCGACACCUUCGGACGCACGGCGCACGAGGAGGAGGGCACCACUUGGCACGGUGCGCGAUGGCGGAGUGCAAAGUGCGGGUACUGAACGUGCCCCGUCUCCACAACGUGGACUUGCUCGACAAACUCACCAUCCACUUCCUGAGAAAGAGCAAUGGGGGUGGGGAGCUGACAGAUGUCUCCUAUUGCACGGACACCCCGACUGAGGCCAUCGUCACGUUUGAGGACCCUGCUGUUGCAAAAAGGGUUUUGCAGAUAAAACAUCACGUGCUGAAUAUCAAAGGGCACUCGCAUUCUCUGCAAGUCGUGCCUCUGGAGGAGCAAGAUUCUGGAGAGGUUAUAGAAAAGGUUAUCAUGGUUAUAAACUUGUUCAAAAUUCCAAAACAGCAACAGGACGGCUUCCUGGAAAGUCUCAGAAGAUUCCCAGUCACUGUGUCACUUAAUCAGAGUCAGAGGCAAUGCACUGUAGAAGGACCGUUUUCCCUCAUGGAGGAAAUCCACACUCACAUCAAUACAUUUGUUUCUACUGUAGAAUUUAGAAAUGAAAAGAAAAAUGUCUCCCACAAGAAUGAUGAAUCCUCCGAAAUAAAAACUGAAGCACAAACAGAGAUUGAUGCAGAAGUGAAGGCAGAAAGCGGCUCAGAAAACGUGAGCAAGGAUCCGUUUGAUUUUGGUGAAAUUGGUAACAAUAAGGAAGGCACGAUUGAAAUGUUAGUGGAAUCAGAUGUGUUUAAUUUCUUGCUUAAUUUCUGUAAGAUGGCCUAUGAUAACAUCUUGGCAAAAUAUAAUGUGGAAGUGAUCAUCAAUGAUGAAGGUUUAGGUGAUCUCACAGUGUUGAAUGUAAAAUCCAUACUAGGCCUUCCAUUCACCGGACAGCAAAUACAAAAUGCAUCGGAGGAAUUGGCUGAAUUGUAUGCUAAUCUGCAGAGCAGAUUACGAAAGGACACCGUUCGUAUUAAUUCCGCAUUUGCAAAGGAUUUUGAGAAAGUAAGCUGUUUGCUUCGGGUCAUGAAGGAGCGCUUCCCAACUAUGCUUAUCACAUUCAGAAAGGAUGAAUGUGAAGUGGAUUUUAUUGGAACACCAAGUGAUAUUUUUCAAGCUUCAUUGGCGUUACGUGAAUUCGUAAAACAUAGUGGGACAGAUCUUCCUUAUCGAGAGCCAGAACAGGGUCCUAACAAUGACACUGACCACCCUCCAGCUCAAUUCAUCAGGCCAAGUCACCUGACAGAAGGCGGUAUUAAUACAAGUGUGGCAACAAGGGAAGAGUCGACAAACGUAGAUGCUAAGUCUGAUUGGUCAACCUUUAGUGAAUUGUUUCAAGAAGAGCAUGAAUGCCUCAUUCAAGUUGAUGGUGACGUGUGGAGGUAUAUCUCUCACUUAUACAGCACCGCAGUAAGUUUUGUUUGUGAGAAAUAUAAAGCAAGCAUUAAGACACGAGAUGUAAAAAACAACAAAACAAUGGUAACCUUGACAUCUGGAAAUAGGGGUAUAUUGAGUGCAAAAGAAGAACUGACAGCAAUAAUUUCUCAAUGUAAACAUCUGCACAAAGAAAUAUUUAGAUACGAGAAUUGUAAUGUAUCUCCUAUGAGCGAUGAGACUAAAUUGAUGUUAAAGUCGUUGGAAGACAAACAUCAGCGUGUGUCGAUUUCAGAGGAUGUGAAUGGAAUUACACUACUGGGGCUAGAAGUAGAUUGUCUUUCCGUCAUUCAAGAGCUGAAAGCACUCUUUGGUAAAAAGCAAGAGAAAAUGUUGAAGGGAAAUGAAGUGCAGAGUGUGGAAAGUAAUCUUCAAGACCCUGUCACGUACGGCCAGGGCUGGAGUAUCGCAGGCGAUGACGGCCAAGACAAUUCGGCUCCUGGCAUUGCUGAUGCACAGCCGUUGUCAGGCCCCUCUGAACUUGAUACAUGCUCUGAAUAUUCAGAGGUAGGUUUAAAAGAUGCUAAAAGUGCAAAAGAUGUGCAACUUUCUCUUCAAGAUGACCAAGAUCUGAAAUCUGCAACAGAUGAAUCCAAAAUAAAGCCACACCCACAAACUGAUGGUGCACAGGCUUCUUUAGGCUCUCCCGAAUUGCACAUAGAUGCACAUCCACAAGUAAAUGUAGAAUACAAUGUCCAGGUUCCUGCUGUGAAUGUGCAAGAUUUUAAUGUCAUCAAUGAAGAAAGUAAAACUGCACCUCCCAAUGUUGGUGGAAGGGGGCAGUCUCAAGACCUCUCAGAAAUGCACAGGCACAAAGAGUCCAGACAUCCAGAAGACUCAUCAACACUAGUCACGCCCUCUGAAGAUGAAAAUCCUGAGCCAUCUGAAGAUUCACACCCCAUAUCUGAACAUGUAAGAAUGGAUACCAUUAUUUGGAAGUACAUUCAAAAGUUUCUGCUCAGUCGCAUUGAGGAGUCUGCCAGCAAGCAAAACGUGAACAUUAAAGUGGUAAAAGAGGUUUCUGUAAUUGAAGUGAUCAUCUCUGGCACGGCUCACGAAAACGUUCGUGCUGUAACAAACAUCAUGAAUGAGACGGUGCAAGAGUGCAAGGAAAUGCAUCGCGAAAAUAUUUCUGGAAAUGUACUGGAACUUACUCAGGAUGAGAAAACUCUACGGUACUUCGUUGAUGCCGUCAACAUGACCGGCUUGAGAGUGGUGCUUCACAAGCUGCCAGAGUCCAUUAUUGUGUUUGGAGAGAAAGAGCAGUGUCUGGACGCUGCAGAAAAGAUAAAAACCAUUUCCGAAAAGUUCACCAGCAGCAAUGGAGAGGCCACCGGAAAUGAUAGCCAAGACCUCAAAGGAAAAGCCCAACUGGAGGAGUGCUGCAGUGAAGCAGCACCCAACUUGAGUGCAGACACCACAGAUCGCCAGCCGCCGGUGCCUGAUCAGCAGCAGUGAAUGCGUUCACUCUGGUGACUUACAAAUGAAACAAUGUUGCUCAAGUUGUUUUUCACACCAGUGUAUUAUUCACACAGGGAAAAUUGUGCAAGUGGGUGUCGUGCAGUGUGAAUAUAUAUUAGUCCAUCUUGAGAGUGAAAUGUAUGUUUAAUGUGCUUAAAAUGCUGGACUAUUAAUGGAUGUAGUUGGUGUUGGCUAAAACCUGUACACGAAUACAGUGUAACGUCAAGUUAUGUUUUUUGGGGGGGGUUUGUACAUACUGGAUACACACACAAAAUAUGUAUCUUGUUAAAGGAUUAUUUCAUUGGUGGUUGCUUUACAGUCAAGGAAGCCUCACAUGUUAAACCAGGAAAUUGUUUCCAAAUAGGCUGAGGAUGUGCACUGGGAGAUGAACUGAUGAACUAAGCUCAUGUGCAAGUGUUAGGUGGAGUAUUACAAUGCAGACUCAUGAGAGAUGGCAGCCAACAGCUUGGGGAGGCUUUCAUCCAGUAGUGGGUUUGACCAUUGCUGAUCAUAAAAUAACAAUUACAGUACUUAAAAAGGACAACAGAAACUUUCCAUGACACAAACUCUGCUAUAACAAUAUCAGUUGUUAGACAACUGAUUGACAUUUUAGAACUCUAGGUUAUUUUUUUAAGUGUUUUAUUAAAUACGUUUGCAUGGACUGACUGUGCUUAGAGGAUGUCGUGUCGUGGGGCUUGCUGCAGGCAUACGCAGAUACAAUUUUAGCUCUAUGUCAGUACUGUCCCAAAAUAACGCAGGGAUAGUUUCCAUGCUCACCACAUCUCCUGCCACUCUUUGCUGUGAGUUUUUAUUCCAGCUACAGUCUUAAACACUUAUUUUAUGGAGCCCAGAUUGCAUGAGGUGCCCUGCACAGUAAUACAUGAUAUAUACUCUCAAAGUUAGUGGUUACUUUAUACAAUAAUACGUGUUAUAGGUCAAUGGACACGCUGCAAUAUUCAUUUUACAUAUAGGAUUAACAAAUGUAUACACAUAAACUCUACAUUUUAACAAUUCGUCAUUUGAUAAAGAGCUGACCAAACGUCUCAAUGCAGGAGGGUCCUGCAUUGGGAUGUGUUGGUCUUUUUCCCCAAAUGUAUUCCAAGUUGAGCUAAUCGUAUCAAGUCAUGAUCUGCAAAAAACUGAUUCAGAAAUCUAACAGAGCAGUUGCACCCUUUGUGUUCGAGAACAACUCACAGAAAUACAUUUGAGAGACAAUGUUAAUUAGUUUUAUUUUCGGAGAUAUAAUUUAGCCACAUCAAGUGCAAAAACUGAUGUAAUUAGAUUGGGGGGUUUGUUUGGCGGAGCCAUUAGUGACUUUGCCUAGACUCAUCAACUCGCCUCACUUGAAAAUCCGGUUUUAAACGUGAGCAGCUGCCCAUAUUCAAUCACAGGUUGAAUACCACAAUGGUGCCAGCUGCGAGCUCUAACCGAAGUUACCUGGCAACCACCCUCCAAAAAAAGGUCCCAAGAAUCGUGGGGCUUUCCUAGAUUCAUACGAAAAAACAUUGAAAUACCAUUCCGUAACUAUUAUUGUUUGUGUAUGGGUCUUGGUCUUGUGGUAUUUCGACCGCCCAAUUUGGAGAAUGUGCCACACCUUAAGUUAAAAGACCAUUGGUGUUGUGAAAAGGGUAAUGUUGAGGUAAUACAAAUGUAUCUUAAUUCAGUAAAAUUAUAUUGAUAACAUCAUGUACACGAGUAAUAUACAGCAUGUUAUGUUUUUGUUGUUGUAUUGUUUCCUUAUAACUAGUUCAUUGCAGAGUGUUUUUAAAUGCAUGUUUUGGCUCUGGUAUAAUAUAAUAAAUACUCAACCACG